AUCACUGAGUAAAGCUUUCCUUACCUUUCCAAAACAUUCACAAUCAAUUAUAUGAUGAGCAAUUGUCUUGCUUUAUGCCUUCUCUUCACAUUAUCUUCAGUGGUCUUUUGUUCAUUAAUACCUUUAACAGAUGCCUGGAAAAUUGAGUCGGGUGAAAUUCCAGUCGAAAGUAUGAUGUCAAGUGAAGAAAUGAAUAUGGAAUUGGGAAAUAUACCUCAAUGGGUUGAUGAAUCGAGCUUUACAUCAAGAAAUCAGCAAAAAAGCAGUCCUUUGGUGCAGCUGGUUUUUUGAAUUCCUGAAACCUACGCUUCUACAGAGGCCAGAUGGAAC
Heterobilharzia americana is the source of this 330-nucleotide messenger RNA. NCBI's taxonomy places the organism in Eukaryota, Metazoa, Platyhelminthes, Trematoda, Strigeidida, Schistosomatidae. The record is from the annotation of a GenBank genome assembly.